Molecule: messenger RNA, 1143 nt
Organism: Impatiens glandulifera
Lineage: Eukaryota; Viridiplantae; Streptophyta; Magnoliopsida; Ericales; Balsaminaceae
Product: translocon-associated protein subunit alpha-like
Exons: 8
Coding region: 98-856 (252 amino acids)
Cellular component (GO): endoplasmic reticulum; endoplasmic reticulum membrane
Source: RefSeq, a predicted model, not a curated record
UUCAUAAUCUAGAGCCGCCGGUGGAGUAGCCAAGACCCUUAAGCUGAUUCGGAUCAUCCUCUCUCUUGCUUCGCUCUUCUGACGCUUUCACUUGAAAAUGAUGACGAGGGGUUUCUACAUUAUAGCUUUUCUCAUGCUUUCAUGUCCUUUCCUCCAAGUUGCUAGAUGCCAGGUGGACUCAGAUGAAGCAGAAAAAAGCUCCAUGGAAGGAAGUGAUCUAGGAAUUGUUAGGGAAGAUGUUCAUAAUUUCGAUGAUGGUGAUUUAAGUUCGGCUCAUGACGUGGACACAAUAUCCAUUUUCCCCAAGAAUCCUUCAAAAUUGGUAAUUGCAGGGGAAGAGACUGAACUGUUGGUUGGCAUGAAAAAUGAUGGUGAAUCUCGUAUCAAUAUAAUUGCAAUCAAGGCUAGUGUUCAUCUUCCCGAUCACCAUUUUUUGGUUCAAAAUCUUUCCACACAGGCUUUCAACAAUGCAUCAGUUCCUCCUUCAGCUCAGGCAGCUUUUCCUUAUAUAUUUGCUGUGAGCAAAUUCUUGCAGGCUGGAACAUUUGAUCUUGUUGGCAUCAUCAUUUAUGAGAUAGAUCAGAACCCGUAUCAGAGCACAUUUUACAAUGGAACCAUAGAAGUUUCUGAGGCUAGUGGUUUCAUCACUAUUGAGUCUGUACUCCUGGUUUCCUUUGGAGUUGCACUUCUUGGGAUUUUUGGAUUGUGGAUCCGCAAUCAAAUACAAAAUCUAUCAAAGAAAACCAAAAGGUCACCCAAAGUGGAACUUGGAACCAGGACGACAGACUCUUCCAUGGAUGAAUGGCUUCAGGGAACUGCAUAUUCUCAGUCACUGUCCAAAUCUAAAAAGAAGUAAAUGGGAUGCUCUCAGCUACAAAGAAACCAGAGCAUCAAACAAACACUAGGAGAUGAAGAUAGCCCAAAGCUGAAAAAAACUUAAUUGACAAGUAAACCAGGAAAACAAAUAUUGCUUACUGUAGUAAAACCAGAAAGAUACAUUUAAUUCAUUUUCGCCAAUAAAUGAGUUUUUUUAAGUGCAAGCUAAGCUAAAGCAGACAGUGGUUGAUUAGAAGUUUCUUUUAUUUCGAAAAUUUGUUUUUAGCAUUUCAUUUGGUGACGAUGAAUCUUGAGGAAGUUUGAAUA